AUGGAUAUGGAGGAGUCGUCGAGUAAGUUUUGUAAUACACUACUCUAGGCGUUUCAAAAUAUUUCUUUUAUAGGCUGUGGAACGCAGCCGCUAUUUUUGCAGCUGCCCGAAAUAUAUUAUUUCUUUGUUAAACUUAAAUCGUUUAUAUUGCCAAUAAUCCCAAUAUAGAAUUAACAAUCGGUUGAAUCUUCAUCAUAGUUGUGAUAUCUGUUGUGUGCAUGUGUUUUUUCUAAUUUGGCAAAAACAUUUCCUGAUUUCCUUUCUGUGUGACGUUGGUGUUUAAUGUACUCAGCUGAAUAUGAUAUUUGUGAUGUUAUAAUUGCCAACGCUCGUUUUUGUCUGACCUUAAUAUUAUUUAUCCUAAAACUGUUGUAUCAUUAUCUACUGCAGAUUCAGAGUUGCUGGAUGAAAUUGUGGCUGCAAUGCCAUCAAAUGAUUACAUUGGGUUGAUGGGAUUAGAUGAUGACAAUAAGGACAUUUUGGAAUGUAUGUACAUUUCCAAUAACUUGAUAGGAGUGAAGUAUUCUUAGCACUAGCAUAUUUGUCAUGUCAAAAAUUCUUGUUUUUAUUGUAGCUUCAGAAUCAAAAGCUGCGAAUGCAUCAUGCACACAGGAUGUUUCCAAAUGUAUGUGCUGUAUAAUACAUUACAUGUAUUUUUCAGAAUUAGUUUCAUUAUGUCAUGUUGGAUGUUCAGAUGAACAUUCUCAGAAUUUUAUUUGUUUAUUUGUGUAAAUUCUAAUGCAUUAUUUAUAUGCCCGGUUUAAAAUGCAACAAAGUUCAACACAAGUUUAGAUGCUGUCACCACUUCUUGUGUGUUGAACAUAAUGGAUAAAUUGUUUUUAACAUAAUAUAAUUAUCUUGCAUUAACCCAUUAUAUUUGUCAUAUCAAAAAUUCUUGUUUUUAUUGUAGCUUCAGAAUCAAAAGCUGCGAAUGCAUCAUGCACACAGGAUGUUUCCAAAUGUAUGUACUGUAUAAUACAUUACAUGUAUUUUUCAGAAUUAGUUUCAUUAUGUCAUGUUGGAUGUUCAGAUGAACAUUCUCAGAAUUUUAUUUGUUUAUUUGUGUAAAUUCUAAUGCAUUAUUUAUAUGCCCGGUUUAAAAUGCAACAAAGUUCAACACAAGUUUAGAUGCUGUCACCACUUCUUGUGUGUUGAACAUAAUGGAUAAAUUGUUUUUAACAUAAUAUAAUUAUCUUGCAUUAACCCAUUAAGUGGAAACAUUUUGCGCUUGGCAAGUAAAACUGUCUGGCGUUAGACAAAGUAAGGUGCAUUGAGGGUGUAUUGCCACUAGAGCUGCUCCCAUCAGUUAAUUUUCGUACAGUAAUCAAUUAGUUAUUGUUGACAAUCAAUUAAUAUUGAUUAAUCGUAUUGAUAAUCAAUUUAAAUAUGACAAGCCCAUUGUGGUUUGACUGGUUUGUAAAUUGUAAUUAAACUUUACUAAAUUCACGAGACUCACACUCUUAUGGAUAAUUGGUUUAUGUCCGCAUGCUGCAAUGUUGGACACAAAUGGUAAUAAAUUCUUCUAAUAAAAAAACUUUAAAGAUAUUUUGCAGCACUGGUAACCAGAUCAGACUAUGGUAAUUUAACUUUGCACGCUGUGAGUGACAUUGACCCACAAUGUUUUGAAACAAUUUGUCAUUUACAGUUGAUUUCACAUAACUUUUCCGUGAAUGUUGUGAACUUUGUUCGCAACUUCGUUGUGAAGUUCAAAAGUUCAUACUGAAAUUCACAAGCCGGUUUGUAAACAAAGCUCCUGAUUGGUUCCUGAACAAAAAUAAGCCAAUCAGAGGCUUUGUUUACAAACCGGCUUGUGAAUUUCAGUAUGAACUUUUGAACUUCACAACAAAGUUCCGAACGAAGUUUGCAACAUUCACGGAAAAGUUAUGUGAAAUCAACUGUAAUAUUUCAAUCACAAUCUUGUUGCAAUUUUUUAAUCCGGAAAGAAAUUAACUCAUUCACGCAUCACGCUAUGUGGUGUUUAUAUAGAAGAUCCAAUUACUGUUAAGCGUAAUUGAUUGUGGAAAAAUAAUCGAUUGAUCGAUUAUAGCCAGGCAAUUCAGGGGGAAAACUCAGCUGGAGCCGGGGUAUCUGACUAAAGUUGUCCAAGUCUUAAUUGCAUAAAAUGUGUAGUAGUUUCCAUAUUUUAUAUCAUGUUUGAUACUCUCUCAUUGUGUUAAACUAGCUAUAUGCACUUUAAGCCAUUAAUUGGCAGUACCCCUCUUGACGGCUAGAAUCACCUGGCAUUAGACUAAGUAAAAUAAUAAAGUAGGGAGCAUCACAGCACAAGCCAUAUAAAGAGUUAAUAUACUUUCAAUUAUUUAUUCUAGCAUUUAUAGAUUGUUUGUCAGAGCCAAAGUCAUUGUCUCAAAGUGAAGAGCAUUCUUCUCAAUCAGAAGAAUUUCUUGAAGAAUUAAAAAGAAGAGAAAAAGAAGGUAUUGUACAAUACCAUACAUUACAAUUUACAUAUUAAAGUGUUGAAAACAAAUGAUUGGGCAAAUUGAGGAGAGGAACCUGAAAGCUAGUACACAAUACCAUACAUUACAAUUUACAUAUUAAAGUGUUGAAAACAAAUGAUUGGGCAAAUUGAGGAGAGGAACCUGAAAGCUAGUACACAAUACCAUACAUUACAAUUUACAUAUUAAAGUGUUGAAAACAAAUGAUUGGGCAAAUUGAGGAGAGGAACCUGAAAGCUAGUACACAAUACCAUACAUUACAAUUUACAUAUUAAAGUGUUGAAAACAAAUGAUUGGGCAAAUUGAGGAGAGGAACCUGAAAGCUAGUACACAAUACCAUACAUUACAAUUUACAUAUUAAAGUGUUGAAAACAAAUGAUUGGGCAAAUUGAGGAGAGGAACCUGAAAGCUAGUACACAAUACCAUACAUUACAAUUUACAUAUUAAAGUGUUGAAAACAAAUGAUUGGGCAAAUUGAGGAGAGGAACCUGAAAGCUAGUUUGUUGGCAUGACAACAAUUAUAUGCACUUACUAAUUGAACCGAAUUUCAUUUUAACCCCCCCCCCCUAACCAGAUACCGCUUGUCUUUGUUAUAAAUGUACCGGAAAAGUAAAACAGCAAUUGCAUUCAAAUAAAAUUUAUCGUGUUGCGAAAGGGCUAACUUAAAUUUUGAUAUAUUAGAAAGGCAGUUGCAUGCGAUAUACCCUUUAAGUGGCUGGUGGCAUAGCCAGCCCGACAAUUUAGUCCCGCUAUGCAAAUUCAAAAUUAUUGUCUUUACAGUAUAUGCCAUUAAAUGGUCUAUUAAAUAAUAUCUGAAUCUGAGGGUUUUCUAUAACAUUUUAGUUGUGGUAAAACAUUACCACAAAUCUACAACAAAUUUGCUUCAACUAUUAAUAAUAUUUGAUCUACUGAAAAAGCUAGCUUGUCCAAUAGCUAUGUGAAAAAUACAUUAUCUAGCAAUAGAAACUAUAGUAUGCACUCCAAGAAUCAUUGGACUGUUUGUCAAUGUGAGACGUUCUGUAUGUUCACAAACAAAGGACUUUGUCUUAAGUUUCCUCGUGAUACUCAAUUUUUUCUCCCUAAAAUGUUUGUUUGACUUUUCCUGCAUUUCUUUAUGAAUUUAUGGACUUUCAAGGCUUGAAAUAUUUUUAGAUCUUGUCUAACUUGUAGAAUUUGGAUAAAUCUCCAUUAUGUGAACAUUCUUUUACAAAAAUGUUUGUUUGACUUUUCCUGCAUUUCUUUAUGAAUUUAUGGACUUUCAAGGCUUGAAAUAUUUUUAGAUCUUGUCUAACUUGUAGAAUUUGGAUAAAUCUCCAUUAUGUGAACAUUCUUUUACAAAAAUGUUUGUUUGACUUUUCCUGCAUUUCUUUAUGAAUUUAUGGACUUUCAAGGCUUGAAAUAUUUUUAGAUCUUGUCUAACUUGUAGAAUUUGGAUAAAUCUCCAUUAUGUGAACAUUCUUUUACAAAAAUGUUUGUUUGACUUUUCCUGCAUUUCUUUAUGAAUUUAUGGACUUUCAAGGCUUGAAAUAUUUUUAGAUCUUGUCUAACUUGUAGAAUUUGGAUAAAUCUCCAUUAUGUGAACAUUCUUUUACAAAAAUGUUUGUUUGACUUUUCCUGCAUUUCUUUAUGAAUUUAUGGACUUUCAAGGCUUGAAAUAUUUUUAGAUCUUGUCUAACUUGUAGAAUUUGGAUAAAUCUCCAUUAUGUGAACAUUCUUUUACAAAAAUGUUUGUUUGACUUUUCCUGCAUUUCUUUAUGAAUUUAUGGACUUUCAAGGCUUGAAAUAUUUUUAGAUCUUGUCUAACUUGUAGAAUUUGGAUAAAUCUCCAUUAUGUGAACAUUCUUUUACAAAAAUGUUUGUUUGACUUUUCCUGCAUUUCUUUAUGAAUUUAUGGACUUUCAAGGCUUGAAAUAUUUUUAGAUCUUGUCUAACUUGUAGAAUUUGGAUAAAUCUCCAUUAUGUGAACAUUCUUUUACAGGAGAACCUAUUAUUGGCUACCUGCACAACCUUUCACCAAUGAAAGUUAGUGCAAAUGAGAAUAACUACUUUGAUGUGAGUGUGCACAUGAAGGAGAAAACCAUCCGUGCUGUUUGUUUUUCGCCUGAGAAAAUGAAACCAAUGAAAGCAAAUUGGGAAGCAUCAUCCCCUGUCAAAAUAUCUCAGUUCAGCAUUAAACGAAAUCGUUUCACACACGAUGAUGAAAUGCACAUCAACAAAAGAACAAAGUUGUCAGAAGCUGAUGUAAGUGAGGCGGAUUUCAAUUUUGUUGAAGAGAAAGUUGAUGAAGUACCAUUUUCCACUGUUUCCGAUCUUGUUGGCAAGGAUUCAACGGGACAAGUGAACAUUGUUGGUAGAGUGAGGCUUCAAGGUGUUCCAGAGACAAUUAAAUCCAAUGGGAAAACCUUGAUCAAGCAAGAUGGUGUUUUGACAGAUGAGAGUGGCUCCAUUAGAAUUGUAUUCUGGCAAUCAGAUAUACAAAAAAUUGAGUCUGGUUCAUCGUAUGAAUUCAAGAAGGCUAUUCUGAAGAAUUACGAUGGUCGCAAUUAUACAACAAUAAAUAGGCAGACCAUUCUGCUGUCUUCAGAUGUUGAAGUAACCAGAGAUGAUGACCAAAAGGUGGAAAACGUCAGUCAACUGUCCCUUCCAGCAGAUGCUGUUGAAAAGGUGACAUCAUACCUUUGUUGCAAUAAAUGCAAUUCAAGCUUGCUGCAUAAUGACAACCAAAAAGUCAUCAAGUGUUCCAACUGUAAUUCUGCCCAGUUGAAAUCGAAGUCCAAAAAGCUUGUGGUUGCAAAAGUAUUACUUAUGAAAGAUGAAGAAAAAGUCAGCCUCACCAUAUUUGAUGAGAAACUACGCGAGUUAUAUUGCAUAUACAAAAGCCAAGAGAAUGCCUGUGCAAAACCUUAUUGUCAGCUUGGUGAUGAUGAAAUAGCAGAGUUUCUAUUAAUUGUUGAAGCUGUAGUAUGCUACAAUAGGAGACUAAAUGUACUAGCUAUCAAUGGUUGA
Messenger RNA from Paramuricea clavata, 5459 nucleotides. Lineage: Eukaryota; Metazoa; Cnidaria; Anthozoa; Malacalcyonacea; Plexauridae. The record is from the annotation of a GenBank genome assembly.